AUGGGCCUCUUCCUCUCCUCUUGGCUAGUGGCGCUCCUCUGCGUGGCGGGGGCAGAUGCCCUUGGCUCUGUCUCCGGCCUGGGGUCGGGAGCGGGGUCGCCGGAGGCGAAGUCAGCGGGAUCAGGCAGAGAGGACGAAACGGUGGCGGGGCCGCGGCCAAAGAAGGCUGAGGAGGCGUGCGGCGUGCUGACGGUGAGCAACAAGAUCGCUCCCGCGGCGCCAAAGCGGCGUGCGCGCGGCGGCAAGGCCAGCCGCGCGCGCCGGCUCGAGAACUUCUGGCAGCACAAGGCUGCAGCACCUGCGGCUGCUCCUGCGAUCAAGUGGGAGCAGCUCGCCCACCGGCCGGGCCUCUUGCGUCAGCAACGCGCGACUCUGCGCGACGGCGCGCGAGCGGCCUGGGUGCGCAUGCGCGCCGCGGCCCGCGCGAAGAUCGGCGCGGCGGUGCGUGGAGGCCUUCUCUAA
Messenger RNA from Emiliania huxleyi CCMP1516, 462 nucleotides. RefSeq lists its product as hypothetical. The transcript has 3 exons. The record is from RefSeq and is a predicted model, not a curated record. Bases 1 to 462 code for a protein of 153 amino acids. NCBI's taxonomy places the organism in Eukaryota, Haptophyta, Isochrysidales, Noelaerhabdaceae.